AUGCUGAAGGGCAUCACUCUGGAGAACGGCGGUGUGACGCUCUCCCUGCACGCUGCGGGCCCUGGCCUGGCGGAGCUGCGUGUGGGCGCGGAAGUCCGCGGGCCCGGAGCAGGGGCCGGCGGGGCUUGGCCCAGCCUGGACGGGGGCAGUGCCUUCCGACAACAGGUUGCUGCCGGUUCCAGCCGGCUCCGCUUCGAGAACUGCCGGCCCCUGCGGAGAGAGAGGAUCUGGCCACUGGUGGCGGUGCUUCGGCCGGGCGCAUGUUCUGGAUCUGCAGUGCUGAAUCCUCCAGAUGGCACAGUAAUGGUCUUUUGCAGCUUGCAGGACAAGGGCCUCAACAUUGAGAAGCAAGUCAUCGCGUGGGGUGGCGACGGAGCAGCCUUUGAAGUUAAGGACUUGUUCGGCAUUCAGGAAGUGCAUCGCCCUGAUGGCUCUGGAGAUGGACAGUCGAACAAGAAUUGCGUUGUGUGCCUGACGGAGGCCAGGAACACCGCUCUGCUUCCUUGCAGCCACUUCUGCGUUUGCCAUCAAUGCGCCUUGACCCUGCGCAUGACACCUGGCCGUAACCGCUGCCCGCUUUGCCGACAGGAGGUCCGUGACCUGCUCCGUCUGGACUUGGCGGACGAAGCGCCAGAAGAGGUCGCAGUCAAGGAUGCCGCAAAUGAGACGGAGCCACCCAAGGCUGCUCUUAGUGCAGAUCGGCCCGAGCCUGAUGCAGCUCAGCUUUCACAGGCGACACCGGCUUCAGGACUCCCGGCUAGAUGCCUGAAAAGGCUGUCUCGCGAGCUGGCGCAAACGGAAGCGCGCAAGGAAGAGCUGCUGCGAGAGCAUGGGCUGGAGCUGUCUCUUUGUGAUCCAGAUGGGGGCGACCUGCGGAUUUGGUCCCUGCGCCUGCUUACGCAAGGUGUUGAUACUGGAUGCGAGUUCGGACGUCAGCUACGGCGCUGGAACAUCGAUGCGGUAGAGCUGGAGAUCUGGAUUCCGGAUGCUUUCCCGACUUCGCCGCCGAAAGUACGGGUCCUGAAGCCUUACUUCGACUCAGGAAGCUUUCGUGUUCAUUCCUAUGGGGCCCUCUGCAUGGAGGUGCUGUCGAGCCAGGGUUGGUCGCCCGGGCUGACGUUGGCCCAGCUCGGUGUUCAGAUCAAGGACAUCAUGCUGCAAGGCUCGGGCCGCAUCAGUGGAACAGGGACCAUGGCCGACCCUGGUGCCGCAGGACGCCGCCGUGCGAUGGACAUAGCCGAUCGGAUCGAGGUGGAGCUCUUCUCCUUCCUUAGCGACAAGGAUCUCUUCGCAGAGAUCUACAGGAACCAGCUUUCGAAGCGACUGCUCUACGAGACCUCCGCCUCGGAGGAUGCAGAAAAGAGCAUGAUUGCUAAACUCAAGAUGAAGUGCGGUGCGCAGUUCACGUCCAAGCUUGAAGGCAUGCUGACGGAUUUGUCUCUCGCCUUGGACACCCAGAAGGAUUUCAAGGACCACUGUGAGCAGCUUCCCGAGGGCAAGGCUGCCCUUGGUGGCAUCGAGUUCAACGUCACAGUGCUGACGACAGGCUUUUGGCCAUCUUACCAGGUGCAGGAGGCCAGCCUUUGUCCAGAAAUGCAGAAGGCCAUCAAUGUCUUCAGCAACUACUACAACGGGAAGACGCAGCAUCGGCGGCUGCAGUGGAUCCAUUCUCUGGGCCAGGCCACGAUUGCAGCCAAGUUGAACGGUCGGAGGCAUGACUUGAUCGUCAACUCGUAUCAGGCGCUUAUCCUGCUGCUUUUCACCAGAGACGAGAGCCACAACCUUUCCUUCAUCCAGAAUUCGACGGGUUUGGAGCCAAGCAUGUGCAAGAAGCUCCUGGCCACCUUGUCGAUUGCCAAGUUCAAGAUUUUAAGUAAGACUGGCGACGGCAAGACGAUCGAGGAUGAUGCCAGCUUUACUCCCAAUGAUUCCUUCCAGUGUCCGCACAGAAAGAUCAAGGUACCUCCUCCAAUAACUGAAGAGACGCACAACAAGGAGCGCGUCGAGGAGGAUCGUUCUAUUGCCAUCGAGGCGGCCAUUGUACGCAUAAUGAAGAUGAGGAAGACGCUGAACCACCAGCAGCUCGUGACAGAGGUGCUUACGCAGCUUGCCUUCUUCAAGCCAAACCCAAAGCUUGUCAAGCAGCGCAUUGAGCAUCUCAUUGAGCGUGAGUACCUGGAGAGAGACAAGAACCAGGCAUCCAUCUACCGUCAUGAGCCCAUGGACUCCUGGGAAGAAGAGGUGGCAUUUUCUCCUGCUGGCGGCCACGCCGCUUUCAAGGUGAAAAUAUGCGAAUUGCCCAUGGCGGAUGGGGUCCAUGCCUCCACCGGCUGCCAGCUGUGGUCGUCGAGCAUCGUGCUGGCACGGGAGCUCAUGGCGAGGCCUCAGAUUGUCGAGAAGAGGAGAGUGCUGGAGGUUGGAGCCGGCUGCGGCCUUCUUGGUCUCGCUGUUUCGCGACUGGCCAGGCAAACGCUCAUCACCGAUGGGGAUGAGGAGGUCGUGCGCAACUUGGCCCGCAACAUCGACUUGAACAGAUCCCUUUGGUCCGAUGACUCCAGCUUGGGCGAUGUCACUUCGCGAGUCCUUCGGUGGGAGGAACUGUUGGACGAUCCGUGGCCGUGCGAGGACCAUGUGGAGGUGAUCGUGGCCUCCGACAUCAUCUACGGGAACUGGGGCGACACCGUCGGGGAGGCUCUCUGCCGCGUGCUGGAGCCCGAUGGUGUUAUCAUUCUCGCAGCAUCCGAGGACCGGCGUGGUGGCAUGCGCUGCUUCCAGGACCACAUGAAGACAAAGGGCUUCGGAGUGCUGGUAGGAGAUUUUGGUCCUUCGCCGGCUUCAGGUGUUUCAGAACUCCACCUUUUGUUACGGCCAGCCAUUUUGGAAACAGCCGAGCUCUCUCGCCCUCUUCCCUUCCGCGCCGCUCCUUCGCUGCAUUUCGCCAUGUCCGUGUCCGCAGAGGAGGUUGCCAAGCACAACAAGGACAGCGACUGCUGGGUGAUCGUUGGCGAUCAGGUGUUGGACGUGACCGCCUUUCUCUCCGAACAUCCCGGUGGCAAGAAAUCGAUCAUGAUGUUCGCUGGCAAGGACGCCACAGAGGAGUUCGACAUGCUCCACGACCGCAAGGUCAUCAAGAAGUAUGGCCUUGACGAGGGCACCGUCGUGCUGAAGGGCACGAUCAAGAAAUGA
Molecule: messenger RNA, 3186 nt
Organism: Symbiodinium sp. CCMP2592
Lineage: Eukaryota; Dinophyceae; Suessiales; Symbiodiniaceae
Source: the annotation of a GenBank genome assembly